Molecule: messenger RNA, 1761 nt
Organism: Thamnophis sirtalis
Lineage: Eukaryota; Metazoa; Chordata; Lepidosauria; Squamata; Natricidae
Gene: PRR15L
Product: proline rich 15 like
Source: RefSeq, a predicted model, not a curated record
GCUCCUGUUUACUUUAGGCAGGAGUGGCUCAGUCCCUAGUUAACCUUGACAUACAGAGGAAGGGAGAGAGAAGUGGAGCACAAAUAGGUAUGUGGCACCUCCACACACCUGAGACGUGAGAAUCACAUUUUUACUGAUUGCCAUAGCCAUCUCUGCCAGUUUUGCACAAAAGUAAUUCAACGUCUCGUUCUACCUCACGUCUUCUCCAUAUUGGGCUUUGCCCACAAGAGUUGAAGAUACUGUUCAGUGACGGACAAAUCAGACAUCAGACGAAUCAGGGUAACUGAUCCUUCCUGUUGGCACCAUGGCAGAAAAUAAUUAUAGUUGGUGGAAGUUCACCUUCCUCCGAAAGAAAAAAUCAACUCCAAAGGUAUUGUAUGAAAGUCCAGAUAUUUAUGGAGUGGCCAAUGAUGAGAGUGUACAAGAGGGCACGCCAGCAGAUGGGAGCAGUGGAAGCCACAAUGAGCAAGAAUUCAAUGCCCGGCUAGAGAAAAUUGUGGACAAAAGUACCAAAGGGAAACAUGUCAAAGUUUCCAAUUCUGGACGCUUCAAAGAAAAGAAGAAAAUCAGGGCUACUUUGCCCGAAAACCCCAAUUUCUUUUCUGAUGGGGAACGGGAUGAAAAAUAAUGGCCAAGUGAAGGAGAUGCUUUUCAUAAGCCUGUUUUUGAGGACAUUUCUCAGCUGAAGAGAAGCUGAUGUUGACUCAUCAGGUUCAUUACAUUUGCUAAUGAAGUUAACGAGGGAGCCAUCUGAAACUUUAGGAUCGGGUCCUGAUUUUCAUGUGAAGUUUCUCCAAAGGAUGAACAUUACAUUAUGUUUUAUUUUGUUUUCCUCUUUUUUAAUUUAAGAAAUAAACAAUGCAAGAUUUGCAUUAAACACAAGCUUAUGAGGGACUUAUAAAUGAGAAAGGGAUAUUGACAGGUAGAGCACAGAAAAGGGAGCAUACAUAGUACUGCUAAAUUCAGAUCAAUUACGCCUCCUUAGCUACCUUGUAAACAUUCUAAUCGGAGUAAAUAGAAAGUGUUUGUUUUGUGUCUCAGGCCUGCCCAGCUCUUAGCACACUUGGGCAGCUGUUCUGAUAGGCCUCAUUGGUACUGGCACCUGCUUUCGUCUUCCCUCUUCCCUGCUGUAAGAUUUCUUGCAACAGUGAUUGAAUUUGACUAUCACUGAAAAUUAUCCAAACAUUCACCUUAUAUGAUUUUAUUCUAUGUCAUGAUAGAAAAUUUAGAUGGGAAAUGUUUUUAUAGAUUAAGUUGCUUCUUAUAGGUGAGCUUUGGUGGCCUCUUAGAUAUCAACAACUAGGGCCAAUCUGAUGUCAGUACAUGAAAAGAUUCUACAGCCGUUCAUACAAAUCUUUAUUUUUAAGAAACUUGAAAACAAUCUGAUAAUUACCAGCAGUCAGCAUGAGCUGUCAAAAACAGAUCUUGCCAAAUGAACUUAAUCAAAGGUAUGUUUGGAUAGAAUCCUUAGAUUGAGGGAAUGCUGGAGAUGUAGUUUAACUUCAUUGCAGAAAAGCACUUUACAAACAGCCCAUAUUCUGCUUAGCAUGCUACUUGAGUUUGAGCGGGAUAGGUGGCUACAUACCUGACUCAAAAAUUGAGCUCAGAGUACUUAUCAAAUUAGAGUAAGGUACUGUAGGAAGAAAAAUCCGUUCCGAUUCAAAGCCAGGAGAAAGUCGCUGGAAAUUAAAUGGAGUCUGACUGGCUGCAAGGAAAGAAGGUUUAUUUGGUUUCCAGAAACUUCAGUGUCAGCAGCAAUGU